UGUCGCUGCGGCCCCAACCUUCCUGUUCCCUCAGUACCCGGGCACGCUCAGGCUCACUUGAACACGCCUGCGGCUCCCCUGCUGAGGUUCGGCAGCCAUGGCCUCUCAUCGGCUCCUCCUGAUGGCGGCGGUGCUGGCGCUCUGCCUUCCGCGACAGGUUCUUUCAGACGGGCAGCAGGAAUUGUCGCCGGAAGAGCGGCUGAAGAAGCACCUGCUGCAGAGCUACGACAAAACAGCCUUGCCUCAGCGGGAGCACAACGCGACGACGUUGGUGGAGAUCACGGUGCAGGUGCAGGGCUCGUGGAUUGAGGAGGACAAGCAGGUCGUCCACAUCAACGCUUGGAUCGCCCUGACGUGGAUGGACCCGCGCCUGACAUGGGACCACAAGGACUACGGGGGACUCGACAAUGUACACGUGGGAGACCAUGAAGUGUGGCAACCCGGCAUCGUCCUCUACAACAACGCCGACAUCACCAAAGUGGACCCGUACGGCAGCACAGACUUGGUGGUUGACUCUGAAGGGCGGGUGUGGUGGGUGCCACCCGCCACCCUGCGUGCGGAGUGCCCCCUCGACUUGACCUACUGGCCCUAUGACACCCAAGUCUGCUACCUCUUCCUCGGCUCUUGGACACGGCACGGCUACCACAUGGACAUCCAGCUAUUCAGGAACAGAUCAAAGGUGUUGCCGGGUUGGUUCAUGAAGUACACACACGCAUGGCAGUUCCAGGGCGGUGAGUUGGGCCGCCUUGUCCAGGAAUACCCAACCGUGAACCUUCGCUACGUCAUGAUUCAGAUGAUGGUCAAGUUCACCCGAGUGUCGCCCGUCUUCACUUACACCGUCGCACUUCCCUCUAUUGUGGUUGCUGUACUCGCACUGCUGCAGUUUGUCUUGCCUCUGUGGGAAGUUCGUCGUCUCCUGCUGGGCUGCGUCUGCCUCAUCCUCACCCUCCUGCACCUUAUUUACCUCGCCAGCACUAUCCCAGUCCUCUCCUCAGUGCCUGUCGUUAUCAAGUUCUUUGGGCAGUCACUGAUGGUGGUGGUGGUGAGCGUGGGGAUAAACGCCUUACUACUCCGCUUCCUUGAUACACGCCAGCCAGGCAUCAGCACGCCCCCGCCAGCCUUUCUCAAGAGGCUCCUCACGGGGCCCCUCAGCACUGUCCUCUUCCUCAGGCAGUACACUGAAAAGGUUGGGAUGAGUGGGGGCGGAACCGAGGACGGAGAGGUUUUAGAAGAUUCACGCCCGCCAUCACACAACUACGAAUGGCUUCUCGUCGCUGCUGCCAUCGACCGCAUUGCUGUCGUUGUCUUCAUCAUUGCCUUCUUAAGUGUCUUGAUUUGAAUCAACUAAUUAGUUCAUUAAUGGUGCGAUUUUUUAUUUUAUUUUUAUCUUUCAGUUCUUGUUUUUUCAUUUACGAUUUGUAUUCAAUUAAUGGCAUUCCUUAUUCUUGGAUUGAUGGUCAAGCAUAUGGUUGAGUUAAUGGCUUGCUGAGAUCUAUGCUCAAAGCAAUGGUUUUUAGUAUAUUGUUAAAGUAAUGGCCAGAACAUGUUGGAUUGAUGUUUGGGCAUCUAAAUGUGAAAUUCUCCCCUGAAGCCGACCCUGCUUAUCGUGUUGUUUCUGUAAAAGACAAGAGUGGAGGAGAUCAAGGGAAUGCCCACAGAGUUCAUGGCUUGAGUAAGCCAAUAGAACCUGCCAUGGGGUACUUGGGAUGGGAAGGGGCCCUGCAUUGAUAUUUGUCUAGAGGAUCCCCCAGGUUUGGCAUCAGAAGGUGAGCAAAGCAACACAUGAUACUGCAUAUGCCUCCAUUGAUUGAUUAUGCAUCUGAGGCAUCAGGUAUGUUUGCUAAUUUGUGUGCACCAUUCCAUUUUGUACCUGGGGAAUGCUCUGGAAAUAUUUGUGAGGCAUGAAAAUAAAAAUGCUCUUAAAAGAAAGGAUGCUAAACAUUCUUUCCUGAUAUGUAUGCAUGUAUGUAACAAGGGACACAAGGUGUCUAGUGAAUGAAGCUCUACAGGUGGUGCAAAAGGUGAUAAUACAGUUGCUUAUUUCCGAUCAUUAUCAGUUCUUUGAUUAUAAGCUUCAUUGUAUUAAUUUAAUUUAAACAAUAGUAAAUGUGUUACUGAUACCACUGAGAGGGAUUAUCAUUAUUAUAAUUCUUUAAAGUGAUGUUGGUAAAGAUUAUGGUUGAGCCAUUCUUUACAUGGUGUGGAUGUCCUAUAAGACCCAAGCAAAACAAAUUGCAACCUUACAUAGUAAUAAUUAUGACAUGUAUUGACAUUAUACAUACAUUAAUAUGUUCAGUUAACUGUGUAAUCUGCUUACCACUUGUCUGGGAGACUUAAAAUACACUUUAUGGGUCAUUACAA
Messenger RNA from Eriocheir sinensis (Chinese mitten crab), 2361 nucleotides. RefSeq names its product neuronal acetylcholine receptor subunit alpha-10-like. Bases 98 to 1339 code for a protein of 413 amino acids. Gene Ontology annotation, molecular function: extracellular ligand-gated monoatomic ion channel activity; neurotransmitter receptor activity; transmembrane signaling receptor activity. The record is from RefSeq and is a predicted model, not a curated record. NCBI's taxonomy places the organism in Eukaryota, Metazoa, Arthropoda, Malacostraca, Decapoda, Varunidae. Gene Ontology annotation, cellular component: membrane; synapse; neuron projection. Gene Ontology annotation, biological process: signal transduction; nervous system process; regulation of membrane potential. The transcript is spliced from 8 exons.